AUGGACUUAAAUGCACCCCCACCAUGCCCCUUCUGCAAAAUCGCCGCAACAUACCCCCCAACCCCAUUUACCGACCCAGACUCAAACCCAACAGCAACAACAGAUGAAAUAACAUCUCACGUCAUCCUCUCAACAGAGCAUAUCAUUGCUUUCCUGGAUAUCAUGCCCCUAACCCGUGGCCAUGUCCUCGUUGCAUCGAGACAUCAUUAUCAGAUGUUGAGCGAUAUGGGUGUUCUGGCUGGGCAGGAGAUGGGUAAGUGGCUUCCGAUCCUUUCAAGGGUCGUUACGAAGACUGUCUUUGGGGAUGAUCCUGAUAGGCAUUGGAAUGUUGUGCAGAAUAAUGGCGAAAGGGCAGCACAAGUCGUGCCCCAUGUCCACUUCCACAUCAUCCCCCGCCCUGCAACAGGGACCAAUCAGAGAACAAGCUUUGCCAUGUUUGGUCGUGGGCAGAGAGAGGAAUUGGAUGAUGACGAGGCUGAGAUUUUAGCUCGCGAGCUGAGACUUGAGCUUGUUGAGGAGGUUAAGCGGAUUCAGAGGGAGGAGGGUGUGGAUCUGGCGCAGGGGUUGGUUUUGGAUGCGAGCUCAAGAGGGAAACUGUGA
Penicillium canescens is the source of this 600-nucleotide messenger RNA. Its product is annotated as HIT family protein. The transcript has 3 exons. Gene Ontology annotation, molecular function: catalytic activity. The coding region runs from base 1 to 600 and encodes 199 amino acids. Gene Ontology annotation, biological process: nucleotide metabolic process. The record is from RefSeq and is a predicted model, not a curated record. NCBI's taxonomy places the organism in Eukaryota, Fungi, Ascomycota, Eurotiomycetes, Eurotiales, Aspergillaceae.